Molecule: messenger RNA, 817 nt
Organism: Serinus canaria (Common canary)
Lineage: Eukaryota; Metazoa; Chordata; Aves; Passeriformes; Fringillidae
Gene: DYNLT2
Product: dynein light chain Tctex-type 2
Exons: 4
Coding region: 29-484 (151 amino acids)
Biological process (GO): microtubule-based movement
Cellular component (GO): cytoplasm; cytoplasmic dynein complex
Molecular function (GO): dynein intermediate chain binding
Source: RefSeq, a predicted model, not a curated record
CCGCACGCCGCCCAGCGGGACCACAGCCAUGGAGGCAGGGAAAAAGCGCCAGGAUAAAGACACGUCAAAAGGAAAAAAGCCACCUCAGGAUGCUUCAGGCACGGCUCCAACAGAAGGAAAGGCAAAGUCAAAAAGCCGUAACACAUACAGACUGGAGCCACGUACUAAAGUUCAGGAUGACUUAUUGAGAGACAAAGCUCAAGCAAUACUAACAAAUAAACUACAAGAAGCCACAUACGAUGGAGCUUCUAGUCCCUUCUUGUGUGCUUCAAUAUCAGAAGAAAUAUUAAAUGCUGUGAAGGAAUUGGACUAUGACCGAUAUAAGUAUGUGGUAUCAGUGCUAAUUGUGGAAAAGGCAAAUCAGGCAAUGAUUGUUGCCAGCAGAUGCCUCUGGGAUGCUGAAAGAGACACUUGGGUUUCAGCUAAAUGUGAAACUGAUACAUUUAUUGCACUGGCUUUGGUAAUGGCUUGUUAUUAUGACUAAAACUCUGAAAGUCACAGCUGCAUUCGUGCAUCACAAUACAUGGUAUAUUUGAAAAUUUUCAAAACAUCAUUAUUUUAGUAUUUAUAUUUGUCCUAUUGGUGUUGGCACAUUCAAACUGACAUACAGUUGAGAUAAUUUUGCUCGGUUUUGCUCUGUUUAAAAAAAAAACCCAAACAAAACUGCUUUGGAAAUGUUUAUGGUUGAGUACAUAUGGGCUUCAUCUGUUGUAAUGCUCUGCUGUGGAAGUGGGAGCAGCUGGUGUAAGGCCAAACAUUGCAAAAUUUUGAAUGUUGCUUGUCUCUUGAGUGCCUAGGACUGUUCACCAAUGCUUAU